This is a messenger RNA of Closterium sp. Naga37s-1, 426 nucleotides long. The record is from the annotation of a GenBank genome assembly. Lineage: Eukaryota; Viridiplantae; Streptophyta; Zygnematophyceae; Desmidiales; Closteriaceae.
AUGGGUCAGUCUCAGCUCAGGUCAGUAGUAGGUCAGCCUCAGGUGCAUACUGUAGCCAGUAGCGUCCAUCACUCGCCGCCUAUCCUUCAACCACCUCACUGGUCUCUCUCUCUCGGCCACCCUUCCACUAAUCACCCACCAGGUGUGCAUGGUGCAGCCAACAGCGUCCAUCAGUCUGUGCUCUCAUUUGUCCCCUGGCGCGCCACCACUGCUAUUGGCUCUGCCUCUUGUGCCCACCCUUUUGAUGUCAUGGUGGAGGCAGCCCCUUUAUCUCAUCACUCUCAGGUACUCUGUGUGUGCUCCAUUGCCACUUCUCAGGUACUCUGUGUGUGCUCCAUUGCCACUUCUCAGGUACUCUGUGUGUGCUCCAUUGCCACUUCUGUGGAUGCGGAUGUGGGACCGUUGGUGGUGUUCAAGCGGGACUAA